AUGUCGACCCUCGACAGUGCCCCUCGAAAGAGCGGCAGUCGCAAAUUGCAGAAGCGGAACAGGCCGAACCGAAUGCCUUCAUCCAGAAUGCCUGCCAGACUCAAAUUGGGCGACGAUGCUCAGGACGAUGUCACCGCCCCAGAUCGAGGCUCUCAAGCCGCCUCGCAGUACAUGAACAUGAACCAGUCUAUAUUCUCCAUGAUCGCAGCCGCGGGUUCCAAAACAGAUUUCAACACUCGCUUUGAUGACUCCAGUGACAGUGAGGAGGACAUACAAGAAGAAGAUGAGGUCGCAUACGAACAGCACGAGACCCAGGACUCGACUACGGCCGCGCCCUCAAAGUCUCAGGACGCAGGCAGUGAAAGUACUGCACUAAAAAAGAAGAAACGGCUGUCAGACAAUAAAUUGAUGCAGUCGCUGCCUAAAUUGUCCUUGAGGCCUCACUCACGGAGAAAGCCAUCCUCUCACAACAGCCCCUCCCCUUCGAGCGAUGGAACUACCAAAAGCUCCAAGAGCAAUCCCCGAGAAGCCCCUGUUAUGAGCCGGCUGCUCACCGCCGAGGCCGCGCUUGAGGCCGCUGAUGAAGAAGAAAUGCUCGCAUCCGGCCAGAAGUCGACUCGAGCCCGCGGCGACUCGUCACCCGCGACUCUCCUGGCCAGCAGAUUGAUGGACAUUUUCGGUUUCGAAAAGCCCGAGACUGUGGUUGCCGAGUAUCAAGCCUGGUUGCUGCAGAGUGUGCUCUUGCAGGGAUAUCUCUACAUCACCAAAUACCACAUCUGUUUCUACGCUUAUCUACCCAAGAAGUCCAACUCUGUUGCGAAGAACGGCUAUCUGUCGAAGCGAGGGAAAUCCAAUCUGAAGUACAAUCGGUAUUGGUUCAUUCUUAAAGGCGAUGUGCUAUCCUACUACGCAGAUCCGUCAGCCCAGUACUUCCCCCAGGGAAAUAUCGACCUACGUUACGGCAUAUCUGCUGCACUCUCCGCCGACAAGGACAAGCAGAAGGACUGCAAAGAUUUUUCUAUCACAACUGAUCACCGUACCUACGACUUCCGCGCCGACACCGCAGAGAGCGCCAAAGAAUGGGUCAAGUCUCUUCAGAGAACCAUUUUCCGCUCUCACAAUGACGGUGAUAGCGUCAAGAUCUCCUUGCCAAUUCAGAAUGUCAUAGAUGUCGAGGAGAGCCCGGUCGUGCAAUUGGCUCAUACCAUCAAGGUCCGGGUGAUCGAGAACGAUGCCUCCUACGCAAUCGACGACUACUAUUUCUCAUUCUUCAACAACGGCCCUGACGUGCUCAAUGUUUUGGCCGGCCUUGUUCCGGAUAUGUCCAUACCUGACGGGCAAGAUCCGGGAUCUCAUUUGGAUGAGCGCAGGGCACGCUCCCCAGGCGCAAGGAAAUCUCUUGAUAUGCUUGGUGCCCCGAGAGACCGAUCUGUUACUCCUCUACGGGAAAGCGUACGAGCCACCCUGAUGCCAUUCUCGGUCGACGACAAUGGUAAAAUGUCUCCUAGAAUGAGCGGCGAGUUCAGCCGGCCAAGCAAGAGCCCUGGAAGACUAAGCCUCGAUGCUGGCUCCCUCGAGUACGGUCGUGCCAGCUUCGAUCGCGGCCGCCGCAGUCCUAGCACAGGCAGACUUGAUGUAGGCACAGACCGUCGCAGUGGUAGAUCGCCACUCGCACGUGUGCACGAUUCUCCAGAGUCACACAACCAGAUUGCCGAUAAUGCGACAGACUCUUCUGCUCCGCCUCUCUCGCCAAAGGCGGAGGCCCAGAUGUCAGCCAGUCAAAUCCUUACCAGAAGCGAUGUUUUUCACCAGCCUAGAGUCCAGAGAAUGGACACUGUCCCAUCAGUAUCAACAGACCCUACAAGACGAUCAUCAGAAAUAGAGACUACGCAGUCUAGCUCUCCAAAGCAAGAAGCGACACCCCCGAUCCCUAUCCGAACGAGGCCAGCGCCCAAGGAACGCGUAAUGUCCCAGGACUCCGACUAUUUCGAGGCCCGCAACGAGCACUCCCGAGAACGGACGUCCUCUCCAACCAUUCAGGAUCUGAUGAAAGUAGGCUCAUAUCCCUUGCAACGUGCUGGUGUGUUUGCUGGGUACCUCAAAAGCAAGUCGAACCGCAUGAGCAAGCUACUUGCCACAGAGUCCAUGUCUUAUCUCGAGAAGGUGUCCGGCAUGUGGGCUGGCAAUCGCAAGCAUUACGGAGCGAAUGAAACUAUCCUCUCCGAUGAUAGAGACGUCGAUCCCGAAGACGAGGAAGCCAACGUUGGCUUUGGCGACCGUUUCCGCAUGCACUUUGCUCUGCCACCCACAGAGAAGCUGCAGGCCACCUACUUCUGUUUCUUGCACCGCGUUCUACCUCUGUACGGCAAGAUCUACAUCAGUAAUAGGAAGUUUUGCUUCCGCAGCAUGCUUCCCGGCACCAAGACCAAGUUGAUCCUACCAUUGAAGGAUAUUGAAAACGUGGACAAGGAGAUCGGUUUCCGCUUUGGUUACCACGGGUUGGUCUUGGUCAUCCGUGGCUAUGAGGAGCUCUUCUUCGAGUUUGCGGGCGCAGAAAACAGAGAUGACUGCGCUGUGACCCUCCUUCAGAGUCUCGAGGCUGGGAAAUACAUGGAGGAUGACAGCACGAUCCUCAACCCUGAUGAAGACAGCGCAGCGCUUGCCAGGGACGAGCAUCGUCUGCUCCAGGAGGCUCGGAAGACCUCGACGCAGAUUGAGAAAGAGAUCGAUGCCCCAGAUACGGACGAAACGGUCUACAAGCACGACGAACCUCCUCCGAUCUUGUUCGAUGACCCGCGUGUGUCUAUCAUUAAUUUUAAGCCGGUUUCGUCGUUGCGCGUUACGUGCUUGACCAUUGGCUCUCGCGGCGACGUCCAGCCGUACAUUGCGCUUUGCAAAGGUCUGCUAGCCGAUGGCCACCAGGUCCGGAUUGCCACUCACCGAGAAUUUCAAUCUUGGAUUGAAGGCCAUGGCAUUGAGUUCAAGCCCGUUGAAGGCGAUCCAGCUGAGCUGAUGCGUAUCUGCAUUGAGAAUGGUAUGUUUACCUACUCGUUCUUGCGCGAAGCUACAUUCAAGUUCCGUGGGUGGAUAGACGAUCUCCUGGUCUCUGCUUGGGAGGCUUGCAAGGGCUCUGAUUUGCUGAUCGAGUCUCCUUCCGCUAUGGCUGGCAUUCAUGUCGCUGAGGCACUCGGCAUUCCGUACUACCGUGCAUUCACCAUGCCGUGGACUCGCACUCGAGCAUAUCCCCACGCUUUUGCUGUGCCUGGCCACAAGUCGGGAGGCGCGUACAACUACUAUUCGUACGUCAUGUUCGACAACGUCUUCUGGAAGGCCAUCGCUGGUCAGGUGAACCGAUGGCGGAAGAAGGAGCUCGGCUUGCGCUCAACAUCGCUGGACAAGAUGCAGCCUAACAAGGUGCCGUUCCUGUACAAUUUUUCGCCAUCGGUGGUUCCACCUCCUCUUGACUACAGCGAUUGGGUGCAAGUGACCGGUUAUUGGUUCCUCGAUGAGGCCAGUGAUUGGACGCCACCGUCAGAUCUGGUGGCCUUUAUCGAGAAAGCUCGUGCCGACAACAAGAAGCUGGUAUACAUUGGCUUUGGAUCUAUCGUCGUCUCUGAUCCCGCUGGUCUUACCCGGACUGUCUGUGAUUCGGUUUUGAAGGCGGAUGUUCGUUGCAUUCUCGCCAAAGGCUGGUCUGAUCGGCUUGGUGAUCCUUCAGCAAUCAAGACCGAGCUGCCUCUUCCGCCCGAGAUUUUCCAGAUCAAGGCUGCACCACACGACUGGCUGUUCAGACAAAUGGACGCCGCGGUACAUCAUGGUGGUGCUGGCACAACAGGCGCUAGCUUGAGAGCUGGUAUCCCAACGAUCUGCAAGCCUUUCUUUGGGGACCAAUUCUUCUUUGGCUCUCGGGUUGAAGACCUAGGCGUCGGCAUUUGUCUCAAGAAAGUCAACGUGAGUCUGCUGUCGAGAGCUCUGUGGGAAGCAGUCAACUCUGAGCGGAUGAUUGUCAAGGCCAGGGCCGUGGGCGAACGGAUUCGAAAAGAAGACGGCGUCCAGACCGCCAUCCGCGCGAUCUAUCGUGAUCUAGACUACGCGAAGUCGCUCGUCAAGACUCGUGCCGACCUUCAAGGCCGCCCGGUGCCCCAAGACGACGAGGAGGAAGGCGAGAUCGAGGAGACUUGGACGUUCAUUGGUGAUGAGAGCGAUGUCGAUCUCCAGAGGAAAAUGCAGGAGCUAGACGUGGGAAGAACGGGCCGCGGGCCAAGAGUCAGCAUGGACCAGUUGCGAUCGGUACAGGGCGUCGAACCUGUGAGGUCGGAGGGUCGCAAGAGUGGGGUUUUCAGUCGCUCAUGA
Molecule: messenger RNA, 4353 nt
Organism: Cyphellophora europaea CBS 101466
Lineage: Eukaryota; Fungi; Ascomycota; Eurotiomycetes; Chaetothyriales; Cyphellophoraceae
Exons: 2
Coding region: 1-4353 (1450 amino acids)
Biological process (GO): carbohydrate metabolic process
Molecular function (GO): UDP-glycosyltransferase activity; hexosyltransferase activity
Source: RefSeq, a predicted model, not a curated record